AUGUACGUACCUAAAGUUCACGAUCAUGCACGUACGAUGUAUGCACGAGAGGACGGAGGACGCCACUCUAUACUAAUACUGUGUCCUGUGCGAGAGACCUAUCUCCAACUUGUCAACAACAUAAUGUACAAUGAUAUACGCCGGUAUUCCCCGACUUGGCGCGACGCCAGCCGCGCGCCGGCCGUCAACCGUGCCUCGGAGAGAGCAUUA
Molecule: messenger RNA, 210 nt
Organism: Brenthis ino (lesser marbled fritillary)
Lineage: Eukaryota; Metazoa; Arthropoda; Insecta; Lepidoptera; Nymphalidae
Source: the annotation of a GenBank genome assembly